Molecule: messenger RNA, 3187 nt
Organism: Phragmites australis (common reed)
Lineage: Eukaryota; Viridiplantae; Streptophyta; Magnoliopsida; Poales; Poaceae
Product: probable receptor-like protein kinase At1g30570
Exons: 3
Coding region: 406-2958 (850 amino acids)
Biological process (GO): protein autophosphorylation
Cellular component (GO): plasma membrane; plasmodesma
Molecular function (GO): transmembrane receptor protein tyrosine kinase activity; ATP binding
Source: RefSeq, a predicted model, not a curated record
AAAUCAAAUCAAAUCAAAUCCAGCAGAAUGGCAAUCCCCCUCCCUCUCCCCUCCCCUGCGGAUAUGUCUCGCUGUCUGCCCCCAAUUUAAUGCGAGCCUGCAGCGCACCUAAAUUAUUGCUCUUGUUAGUAUGAGUAUCCUCCUCUUCUUCUUCAGGUCCCGUUGAUCAGGGGUUUGCCAUUUGUUGAGUCAGACACUCAGACUGCGAUUCCAAACUCCAAGGUCUCUCUCCCCUGGACUGUUGCUUCUUGUGGCGGCGCCCGUGAUCCCGGCUGCUGAAGCCUGGUGUGCAAGAAUCAAGAGGCACGUCUCCAGAAUCUCUCAGGUUGCAGUUUCUUGGCCUAGGAGAGAUCCUGGUGAUUCUACUAGGGUUUAAUCCCUCAAAAUUGCGGCUCCAAGAGAAAGAUGAAAUCUUUUACAUUCUUGCUGCUGAUUAUUGUGGUGUUCUUGACCCCGGAGAAUGUGCGAGCGCAAUCGAAACCAGUUCUGAUCAACUGCGGCUCGGAUUCCAGCACUGAUGUCGAUGGCAGGACAUGGGUGGGGGACUCCCAUCCUGUCGGCAGCAACUUCACACUCACCUUGCCCGGAGCCAUUGCCCCAGCUCCAGAAAAUGAUGGAGAUGAGGUGUACAGGAAUCUCUACAAGACUGCACGCGUCUUCAAUGUUACGUCGAGCUACAAGUUCGGCAUUGCCGCUGGAAGCUACUUCCUCAGGCUCCAUUUCAGUCAGCUGUUCACCAAUCUCAGUGCCAAUGAAUCGGUUUUCGAUGUCACGGCUAAUGGUCUGAAGCUGCUUUCCAAGUGCAAUGUCCCUGGAGAAAUCUAUUGGAGAAACUCCAAGAUCAAUUCCACCAGCAACAUCAUUGUGAAAGAGUACCUUCUCAAUGUGACCUCUGGGAAGUUGGAAGUUGAGUUUGCUCCUGAUGCUGGGUCAUUUGCCUUCACCAAUGCCAUGGAGGUUGUGCCUGUGCCUGGCAACUCAAUUUUUGAUUCAGUUAACAAGGUGGGUGGUAUUGAGUUGAAGGGCCCGUUUAGACUCGAGGGCAGCGGCAUUGAAACGAUGUAUAGGGUAUGUGUGGGAGGCGGCAAAAUUGAAAGGAAGGAGGAUCCUCGCUUAUGGAGGAAGUGGGAUCCAGAUGAGCAUUUCAUAUUCUCUCUGAAUGCUGCUCAUGCCAUUGCAAAUUCUUCCAACAUAAGUUAUGUCCCAAGUGAUGAUUCUACAUCUGCGCCUCUGAGGCUCUAUGAGACUGCCAGGGUGACGACAGAGAAUUUCGUCAUGGACAAGAAAUUCAAUGUGUCAUGGAGAUUUAACAUAGACCCUGACUUUGAUUACUUGGUCAGGCUUCAUUUCUGUGAGCUGGAGUACGAUAAGGCCGAGCAACGGAAGUUCAAGAUCUACAUAAAUAGCAAGACUGCUGCAGAGAACUAUGAUGUGUUUGCGAGAGCUGGGGGGAAGAACAAGGCUUUUCAUGAGGACUUCCUUGAUGCUGCCUCAUCACAGACAGACACCCUUUGGGUUCAGUUGGGUUCUGAGUCCUCCUCAGCAGGUUCUGCAGCUAGUGAUGCACUUUUGAAUGGCAUGGAGAUCUUUAAGGUCAGUCGGGAUGGAAACCUUGGCCAUCCAACUAUGAGGAUUGGGGUUAUUGGUGGUGGCACGGUGAAACCUAAACGGAGCCCCAAAUGGGUACUGAUUGGUGCAGCUGUUGGUUUGGUAAUUUCUAUCUCAAUUGCUGGUGGUGUUUAUAUCUGUUUUUAUCUGCGACAGAAGAAAAAUACUUCAGCUAACAAAGCCAAGGACAGCCCACCGGGUUGGCGGCCACUUGCGCUCCAUGGUGCUACAGCAAUGGCUACAAAUGCCCGCUCCUCCCCGAUUCUUCACACAACUGGAACAUUUGGAAGCUGCCGGAUGGGCAGGCAGUUCAGUAUUGCAGAAAUUAGAACAGCCACCAUGAACUUUGAUGAGUCCUUGGUGAUUGGAAUGGGUGGUUUUGGCAAGGUCUACAAGGGUGAAAUGGAAGAUGGCACUCUGGUUGCAAUUAAGAGGGGCCACACACAAUCUCAGCAGGGUGUCAAGGAAUUCGAAACUGAGAUUGAGAUGCUCUCAAGGUUGCGACACCGGCACCUCGUGCCCUUGAUUGGCUAUUGUGACGAACAAAAUGAGAUGAUCUUAGUUUAUGAGCACAUGGCAAAUGGCACCUUGAGGAGCCAUCUUUAUGGAAGUGACCUUCCUGCUCUUACAUGGAAUCAAAGGCUUGAAAUAUGUAUUGGAGCAGCACGGGGGCUUCACUACCUUCACACUGGACUUGAGAGGGGCAUAAUUCACAGGGAUGUCAAGACUACCAAUAUUUUGCUAGAUGGCAGUUUUGUUGUGAAGAUGGCAGAUUUUGGUAUCUCAAAAGAUGGUCCGCCAUUGGAUCAUACUCACGUUAGUACUGCUGUAAAAGGGAGUUUUGGUUACCUUGAUCCAGAGUACUUUAGGAGACAACAGUUAACUCAAAGUUCAGAUGUGUACUCUUUUGGUGUUGUACUAUUUGAAGUGCUAUGUGCUCGACCAGUCAUAAACCCGACCUUGCCUAGGGAUCAGAUAAACCUUGCUGAUUGGGCUCUCAAGUGGAAAAGGCAGAACUUACUUGAGACCAUAAUCGACUCUCGGUUAUAUGGAAAUUACACAACCGAGUCCGUCAAACAAUUCAGUGAGAUAGCAGAAAAAUGCCUUGUGGAUGAGGGGAGGAGCCGGCCUUCAAUGGGUGAAGUCCUGUGGAACCUAGAGAGUGCUUUGCAGUUGCACCAAGCUCAUCUGCAAAGUGCAACUGCCAAUGAUCUAUCAGGACGUGAACUUCAGCUCUCUGCUGCAUCUACUAAUAUAGGGUUCAUCGAAGAAGUAGAGGAAUCCGCUCAUGCAGACUGUCAGGAUGCAGAUGACGAAACUGUCGAUGUCAAAAUUGAGGAGCCAUGCUGAGGAAGGGCUGUUGAAUUGGUGGUCCCAAGCAACUGAAUAGGCCAGGCUUCAAGAAGACAAUGCACUAGUAUUGUAGACAAGAAGAGCACCACCCAGCAAAAUUCCAGCAAGAGUGACUGCCCAGAGCAACAACCCUAUCUUUCCUGCAUAAACCAAGGGAGGAAGGUUAUAUGUGCCAUGAGGAUUGAAACAUCUGAAAUUUUUAAUGCAGCAGUGAGCACUUCAAGAU